Molecule: messenger RNA, 526 nt
Organism: Temnothorax curvispinosus
Lineage: Eukaryota; Metazoa; Arthropoda; Insecta; Hymenoptera; Formicidae
Product: cytochrome P450 6k1-like
Exons: 1
Molecular function (GO): iron ion binding; heme binding; monooxygenase activity
Source: RefSeq, a predicted model, not a curated record
GCCGAGCCGCUGUCGCAAAAUCUCUUCAAUCUAGAACCGAAGCGAUGGCGACCGUUAAGAGCGAAACUGUCGCCUACCUUUACAUCUCGUAAAUUGAAGGAGAUGUUCUCGUUGAUAUCAGAGUGCGCCGACCAUCUUAUGGAUUAUACGGAAGAAUUAGCGAGAAGGAAUGAGCCCGUAAAGUGCCGUGAGCUGAUGACCAAAUACGCGAUUGACGUCAUCGGUAGGUGCGCCUUCGGCAUCGAGAUGAAUGCCCUGUUGAACGACGACAGCGAUUUUUGCAGAAUAAGAAGAAACAUGUUUCGUCCACCCUGGUCGGAUUUCCUGCGAUACAAAAUCAAUAAUUAUUUACCGUUGUUGUACGAUGUCUUAGGCUACAUCCUGCCGGAUACGGAGAUCACAGACUUCUCCACGCGUUUUGUCGUGGACAUUAUAAACUACAGGGAAAAGAAUAAUAUUGUUAGAAAAGAUUUCAUUGACACGCUACGCGAGUUAAAGAAACAUUCAGAUAAAGUGGGCGAUUUCG